Dunckerocampus dactyliophorus (ringed pipefish) is the source of this 3894-nucleotide messenger RNA. It is a transcript of the gene sfmbt2, whose product is annotated as Scm like with four mbt domains 2. Gene Ontology annotation, cellular component: nucleus. The transcript has 22 exons. Lineage: Eukaryota; Metazoa; Chordata; Actinopteri; Syngnathiformes; Syngnathidae. The record is from RefSeq and is a predicted model, not a curated record. Bases 919 to 3531 code for a protein of 870 amino acids. Gene Ontology annotation, molecular function: histone binding; transcription corepressor activity. Gene Ontology annotation, biological process: regulation of DNA-templated transcription.
GUUGGGAGGGAGGGGACGCGUUCGGCUGCUCUUUAUUGUCGACGAGGGAAGCAACACGGAGUUAUUUAGUUUUGCUUUUAAAACGAGGCUGUUUGUAGUCAAAACAGUCGCUACGCUAGCUUAACUUGUUCCAACUCGUGUGAUAGCGCUCGUUGAUGUUUUUCUGCUAUUUUAUGAAAGGACCUAAAAGAUCAGGCUCUACGUAAAAACAAACGUUGGGAAUGAUCUCAUCUGCGUGUUGACGAGUCACUUUGUUUUUUUUUCUGGUGCGUUGUAUAAAGGUGCGUAAAAAACCGUCGGAAAGCACCCAAGCAACACUUGCACAAACGUCACGGCGGCGUCCAACCAACAUGGCCGUCUUGUCUGUCUAACUGCCACUUUGACAUCUUUGAGAGAGGAAAAAACACAUCCACGCUGCGCUACUCGCCCAAUUUGGUCUCUUUUGGUGCGCACACGCCAGAUUUAAUGAAUUAAAUUCGAAGUGUGCGCUGGGCAAGUGCCUGCGGGUUUUUUUCCGCCGCAGUUUCCCAGCGUGCAAAGUACAAGCGCGGAGUGGCAGACUGCCAUCGUCCUCAUGGCCGCGCAACGUUUCCUCUUUCACUUUAGUCCACGGCACGCACGUUUGAUCGCCUUUUUCCAACGAACGCCCCUUUUUUUCCGAGUUUAGAGGCGAAUUUCCGGUGAUUUUGUACGCACGCUUUGUACGGAUUAAGUCGCUAAUUGGGUCAAACCGACCUUUUAAGCAGGGAGUGCGUCGUUUUAUGUUUGGCUUUAAAGCAAGCAUCCAAGGCUGUUAGUCAGAAGGCUAGAGGAAGAAGAGUUACCAAGAGGAAACACCUCCCGGGUGUCUCCAAGGAGGCGUGAGAUGCAGUGAGGCGCAGACGAGGUCAAAGGUUGCAUGAUCAUCAGCCCACCAGGAUGCAGACGCUGACCAACGGCAAGGAGGAGGAAGUGGACACAGAUGCCGAGUCCAUGGAGGAGGAGGCGGAGUUUAACUGGCAGGACUACAUGGAGGAGACGGGGGCUACCGCCGCACCGCACACCAACUUCAAGCAUGUGGAGGUGAGCCUGCAGAGCAGCUUCCAGCCAGGCAUGAAGCUGGAAGUGGCCAAUAAGGGCAGCCCAGACACGUACUGGGUGGCCACCAUCAUCACCACGUGCGGUCAGCUGCUGCUGCUGCGCUUCAGCGGCUACGCCGAGGACCGCAAGGCCGACUUCUGGUGCGACGUCAUGACGGCCGAGCUGCACCCGGUGGGCUGGUGUGCCCAAAACGACAAGAGCCUCAUGCCGCCUGAAGAAAAGCUGAGAAAAGCCAUCAAAGAGAAAUACAGUAACUGGACCGAGUUUCUGGUUCAGGACCUGACCGGCUCCAGGACGGCUCCGGCCAACUUACUGGAGGGGCCCUUGCGAGGUAAGAACACGGUGGACCUGAUCAUCCAAGGCUCCCUUCUGGAGCUCCGCGACGUCUCGGACCCGUCCCGCUACUGGCCGGUGCGUGUCAUCCACAACGUCGGCGGCAGGCUGCGUCUUCGCUACGCCGGCCUCUCAGACGACCACCAGGCUGAAGACACUUGGCUCUUCUACCUGGAUGUGAGGCUCCGGCCCCUCGGCUGGGCGCAGGAGAACCAUCUCUCCAUGGAGCCGCCCACAGAGUUCCAGUCCCUAAAGUGCGCCCCCGACUGGCAGCAGGCUUUAGAGGAGGCUCAGAGAGACGGACAGACCUGUCCACUGCCCCUCGAGGUGUUCAAGGACCAGGUGGACCUGCCAAAGCAUGCCUUCACACUGGCCAUGAAGCUGGAGAUGGUUUCUCCCUGGGACCGCCUCUGCAUCUGCCCCGUGUCUGUCACCAAGGUGUACAAUGAGAACUACUUCCAGGUCACACUAGAUGACCUCAGCGCAGACGCCAAGCCGCGGUCGGUGUUGUGUCACGCCGAUUCGCCAGGCAUUGUGCCCAUCCAGUGGUGCCUGAAGAACGGCGUGAGCUUGGAGAGGCCGCGGGGCUACGAGGGUCAGGACUUCGAUUGGGCCGACUACCUCAAGUACAGCGGGACUGAAGCGGCUCCUGACGCCUGCUUCCCUGAUACGUGGCAGAAGCGGGUCUUCACCAAAGACACAUGGCUGGAGACGGUGAACCCCGAGCAGCCGGCUGAGAUUUGCGUGGCCCAGAUCACACAAGUCAGAGGACGCCUGUUGUGGCUCAGACUGGAAGGUGUGGCCAAGCAGUUUUCUGAGACCAUUGUGGACGUGGAGUCCAUGGACAUCUUUCCUGUGGGCUGGUGUGAGGCCAAUUCUUACCCUUUGACCCCUCCUCUCAAACCUGUCUUUCUAAAGCAAAGGAAGAUAGCAGUGGUCCAGCCGGAGAAGCAGUUGGCACCAGCCCACCCAGUCCAGACUCCUCCUGUCAAUUACUGUCAGCCUGCCCCCAACGAUGCAGCUAAUGGACGCUACUGCUGCUCCAAAGUCUUUGUCAACCACCGUUGCUUUUCCGGACCGUACCUCAACAAGGGCCGCAUCACCGAGCUUCCCCAGGCGGUCGGACCGGGGAGAUGCACGCUGGUCCUCAAAGAGCUCCUCACCAUGCUGAUCAACGCCGCCUACAAGCCCGGGCGCGUCCUCAAGGAGCUGCAGGAGCUGGAGGAGCCGAGCUGGGACUGCCAGGAGGAGACCUUGAAAGCCAAAUACAAAGGGAAAACAUAUCGCUCCAGCAUCAGAAUCGUGCGCCUGGCCGAGCUCAUCCCGGACUUUUGCCGAAAAGUGUGCCUGAAACUGCAGUGCUGCCCAAACCUCAUCAGCCCUGUUCUCGUACCCGAAAAGUGCCCGGAGAGUUGCUUCGUACAGACAAAAACCAAAUACACUUAUUACUACAGGAAGAAGAGGAAGUUGUCUAAGCCGCUGUUGGGCGAGGACAAUGCAGGGGGAGACGCGGUCAAAGCUAAACGCCGCAGGAAGAAGAGGAAGAGCAUCUUUGUGCAGAAGAAGAGGCGCUCUUCGGCGGUGGAGUACACCCAUGCUGACUCGCCUCAGGAAAGCAACGACGAGGACGAGGACGAGGGGGCGUCGCGGUCGGGGAGCGAGGCCACCAGCUCUGAGCCGCGGGACGAAUUCACCGACGUGUCCUCGGUGGAGGCGACCGGCAGCCGCCAACGCUGCUCCACGACGCUACGCCGGCCGGACAACGACGACGUCACCAGCAGCCAGGAGGCGCCAGAGGGACGCCGCAGGUCUGCUCGUCAGCUCCUCAGCAAGUACCAGCCAAGCAAAGGACAAGACGUGCAGGAGGAGGAGCAGUUGGUUCUAGACAAAAACCCUCUGGAGUGGAGCGUCCAGGAAGUGGUCCACUUCAUCAGCUCUACGGAUUGCGCUUCACUCGCUAACAUGUUCCAGGAGCAAGACAUCGACGGCCAAGCCAUGCUGCUGCUGACGCUUCCCACCGUGCAGGAGUGCAUGGACCUGAAGCUGGGCCCCGCCAUCAAGCUCUGCCACCACAUCGAGCGCGUCAAGGUGGCCUUCUACAGACAGUACGCCAACUGACCCGCCUCCUUGUGGACGCAUCGCCCCUUCUCAGGAAGUCGAGCUGCAAGAGGAAAAAGCACAAAAGCAAAAACGCAAAUGACUGUUAGCGUGAUGCUAAAAGGCGACAAGCUGCUUUGUUUGUCACACGAGUAGUGAUCGAGGAGCAUGCAAGUAUUUCAUUUAAACACACACCGGCCCAGUAAUUAAUAUAUGAACUAUUUAUUGUCAGGCUCACUUACUCUCAAACUUUAUUCUUUAUUUAUUCCACAGUUUAAAAAAAAAAUGUGCUCCCCUUGCGCUUAAAGAAAAAUGCCACAAUUGUGUUGAUCUAUGCAAAUGUCUUUCUUGACAAUGUUUUUUUUUUAAUAAAAAAAAAAAGUU